AUGAAGUCCCUCUAUGCAUUUGUCGUAGCUGUCGUAGCCGUCGUCUCUCCACUGGUUCUUGCAAGCUCGACAGCACGUAGGGCCAGGGCAACGCACGCAGCUCCAGUGAGGACCUAUGCCGACUGCCAACGCAAGACGUGGCGGCCACUCCAGGGCUGCCCUCCAGGAACUCUAUUUGUCAGCCAAAACAGCUCUCGCGUCAGCUUUACCACAAUCCAAUCGGCCAUCGACUCGCUCCCGCACGACAACUCCUCCCAGGUGAUCCUGGUAGCGCCCGGGACCUACACGGAGCAACUAAACGUCACGAGACCGAGACCGCUGACUCUGCUCGGCAUGAGCGAUGCGCCGUCCCAGGGGAAAGCCUACGCAGAUGUCACAUCCGACACAGACCACCGCAACGAAGUUCAGGUCGUCUGGGCAGCCGGCAACACUGACAACACGGGGAAACUCGUCGACAAUGCCAUCACGAGCGUGCUGACCGUGGCGCCAACAUGGAACGCCUCACUAACAGGAACAGGCCCCACGGGCUUCGCCGUACCCGCCGACACGCCCUUCGGCAGCGCCGACUUCCGGGCCUACAACAUCGACUUUCGCAACACGUACGCCCUCGAAGCGGCGGGCCCGGCACUAGCGCUCACCGUGGGUUAUGCGAAUGCAGGGUUCUAUGCCUGCGGGUUCUACAGCUACCAGGACACGGUGUACGUGGGUAAGCUGGGCAAUGCGUUUUUCUACGACAGUGUCGUUGCGGGCCAGGUGGACUUCCUGUACGGGUUCGGGACGGCGUGGGUUGAGAGGUCGACUUUGGCGUUGCGGAACUGCGGUGGUGGGAUUACGGCGUGGAAGGGGACCAAUACGACAUUCACGAACAAGUACGGUGUCUACGUCGCCUCUUCGCGCGUCAUCGCCGCCAACGAUACGAUCGCAGCGGAGAUCGCGGGACAAUGUGCCCUCGGUCGGCCUUGGAAUGCGCAGCACAGAAGCAUAUUCUUGAAUACUUAUCUAGAUGCUAGUAUUAAGCCAGAAGGCUAUAUCGAGUGGGGAGACACGGAUCCGAGGUACGGUAACACUACGUUCAUGGCGGUCUACGACGACAAUGGGCCGGGCUACGAUGUCGAGGCGAUGAAGGCGGGGAAUGUGACGAUUGUGUUGGAUAGUGAAGUAGUCGAACCGUACCGAUCGCCUGCCGGUGUGUUCAUCACUCCUGAGGGUGCGACCGGAAACGUGCUCUGGAUCGAUGGGGAGGCUUUGGCAUCGAAGGGCAUCUAG
Anthostomella pinea is the source of this 1266-nucleotide messenger RNA. The record is from the annotation of a GenBank genome assembly. NCBI's taxonomy places the organism in Eukaryota, Fungi, Ascomycota, Sordariomycetes, Xylariales, Xylariaceae.